Messenger RNA from Spodoptera littoralis (African cotton leafworm), 1032 nucleotides. NCBI's taxonomy places the organism in Eukaryota, Metazoa, Arthropoda, Insecta, Lepidoptera, Noctuidae. The record is from the annotation of a GenBank genome assembly.
AUGUCUCAUCAAACGGGAAUUCAAGCCAAUGCGGAGUUAAAGAAAUAUUUUGGAAAAUGCAGAGAUGGAAAAAUUCGAGUUAUGAAAAUUAGCAUAGAAAAUGAACAGCUGGUUUUGUCCAAGUACUAUCCAGUAAAGCACUCGUGGGAGCAAGACUUUGACAAAUAUGUACCUUCGUUGAUUGUUGAAGACUUGCCGUGUUACAUAUUGUAUAGGUUUGAUUCAACCAACUCGGUGGGACAUGAAUGGUUACUGCUGAGCUGGUCCCCGGACAGCGCCCCAGUCAGACACAAGAUGUUGUACGCCUCCACGAAAGCAACUCUCAAGCAGGAAUUUGGAUCAGCACAUAUUAAGGAUGAAAUGCAUGCUACUGUGAAGGAUGAAGUAAGUCUGAAGGGAUACAAGGCUCAUUUGACUGGUGUCAGUGCGCCAGCCCCGUUGACCGACAGGGAGGAGGCGUUGAAGGAACUCCAGGAGAAUGAACACACACCACAAUAUGGCACCGAUGCUAGGCAGUCGACCAUGGGUGGAGUAUCGUUCCCUAUAACCGAAGAUGCCAAACAAGGAAUAAAUGAUCUCAAACGAGGUUCCUAUAACUACUUGCAAUUUAAGAUAGAUUUAGAAGGAGAAAAGAUACAUUUAUCGAAAGCAGCCAAUAUAUCCCUGACAGAGCUACCGCAGCAGGUGCCCGGCGACCAGGCCAGAUACCACUUGUACAUAUUCAAGCAUACACAUGAAAGUGAUUACUUUGAGAGUGUUGUAUUCAUCUACUCAAUGCCGGGAUACAACUGCAAUAUAAAGGAACGGAUGAUGUACUCCAGCUGUAAAGGACAGUUUUUGGAAAUCAUUGAGCAGUUGGGCAUCGAGAUUGCAAAAAGGCUAGAAAUAGACGACGGCAAAGAGCUUACAGAAGAGUUCCUUUACGACGAGAUCCAUCCAAAGAGGAACCUCCACCGUCCAACGUUUGCCAAGCCGAAGGGACCUCCGAACAGGGGAGCCAAACGAAUCACUAAGUCACAGAGUACACAGUAG